Trichoplusia ni (cabbage looper) is the source of this 2756-nucleotide messenger RNA. RefSeq names its product geranylgeranyl pyrophosphate synthase (gene qm). Bases 109 to 1047 code for a protein of 312 amino acids. Gene Ontology annotation, molecular function: prenyltransferase activity. Lineage: Eukaryota; Metazoa; Arthropoda; Insecta; Lepidoptera; Noctuidae. Gene Ontology annotation, biological process: isoprenoid biosynthetic process. The transcript is spliced from 8 exons. The record is from RefSeq and is a predicted model, not a curated record.
AUCACAUGUCAGUGUCACUGUCAGUCAAAUCAGGUUGUUCGUAUUGAUCGGUGUGCAGUGUGAAGAUAAAUUAUUAUUGAAUUAUAAAUAAAAACAAGUACAAUAAAGAUGUCUAAAAUUGGUACAAAUACCGGUGAUAACAAUCAAGAUGAGAAAAUUCUUAUGCCAUACACUUAUAUCCAACAAGUACCAGGCAAGCAGAUAAGACAAAAGCUUGCAUCAGCGUUUAAUUACUGGCUGAAGAUCAGUGAUGACAAGCUCCGAGCUGUGGGAGAUAUUGUGCAGAUGUUGCACAACUCGAGCCUCCUGAUUGAUGACAUUCAGGACAAUUCGAUUCUCCGUCGGGGUAUACCAGUGGCGCAUUCCAUCUAUGGUGUGGCGAGCACCAUCAACGCGGCCAACUACGCUAUGAUUGUGGCCCUUGAGAAGACGCAGGAGUUGGGGCACCCUAUGGCCACAAAAGUGUAUACGGAGCAGCUGUUGGAGCUGCACAGAGGUCAGGGUAUCGAGAUAUACUGGAGAGACAACUUCCAGUGUCCUUCUGAGGAAGAAUACAAGGAGAUGACCAUCAAAAAAACUGGCGGUCUUUUCAUGUUGGCCAUACGUUUGAUGCAGUUGUUCAGUGAUUACAAGUCGGACUUCAGCAAGUUGUCCGCCAUUUUAGGAUUGUAUUUCCAGAUCAGAGACGAUUACUGUAAUUUGAGGGUUCAAGAGUACACGGAGAACAAGAGUUACUGCGAGGACUUAACGGAGGGCAAGUUCAGCUUCCCCAUCAUCCACGCCAUUAAGAACCCUGAGAACGACAACCAAGUGCUUCACAUCUUGCGCCAGCGCACAAGAGACAUAGAAGUCAAGAAGUACUGCAUCACGAUACUGGAGCGACUCGGCAGCUUCGCGUACACACGGGACACGCUGCAGAGAUUGGACGAAGAGGCUAGGAAAGAGGUUGCGCGGCUCGGCGGUAAUCCCCACUUAGAAGCUCUUCUGGACGACCUACUGAGCUGGCGACGAGACGAGUCCCUCGAGAAAGUUGAAAACAACAACUAAAUCAGAAACAAAGAUUACUUGUACGCGUAACUAGGAUAUGAGGGAAACGCAGAAACAAAUACACAUUUUAGUUGACUACCGGUUUGUAGAACGCUGAUCAACACAAAAACCUGUCAAAUAUCAUGAUGAACGCAGUAACGUACAGGUUUUAUAUCCAACCAAUCUCAGAAAUGGGAAGGACCUACAUACUGAUAGUGCUGCCAAAGUCACUUCAUUUUUUAAUAAUACACAGAAUCGUCCUUAGCUGCAUUAGAAACAUGAAAAUUUAUCAGCAUUCUAGAAGCCGGAGGUUUUGUUUUGUAUUAAAAGAUUAUUUACUUAUUUCUCGGGAACGUUGCAAUAGUGAAUAGUACACAAGCUUCUUUAGUUGUAUAGAUAGAUUGUAGUUUGUUUUUUGUAUAAAUUUGUUACGGGCUCAUAUUACUUUAUCUGAAUAAUACGAAUGGCGUGGAGUACCGUUCGUCAGCGGUUACAAGGUAAAGUCUACCUUAUGUACUUUAGAAUAAUGACUAAUAUUGUCUUAAAAAAACCUUAUCUCUAAUGGACGGCCUUCUACGCAUACGAGUGUUUAUUAGUAGUUUAUUUCUUGUUUGGAUUCUUACCGCUUUCCUAGUUACGCACAUAAGUAAUUACAUUCAAUAGAUUCAAAGUACGAAAGACAUCUAUUUUUAUUACUUUUCAUUACAGACUUCAUCAAUAAAAUAAUUAUAUUCACUAAAUAUUUCGAAAAUUAAUAACAGUCAUCAAAACUUUGUGAAAAAUCACACCACCUUUGAUUUUAUGUAUGGCUAUUACUCAAAUUUGAAGUGUUGCCAGCACGAUAAGUCUGUAGUGAAAAGGACUUGCAAUAUAUAUAUGUUUUAAAUUAUUUUGUAUAUUUUUUGUAAUGCUGAUUUUAGUUUUUAAUCAUAUAAUUUAAUUGGCUUUUAUGGUAGACAAGAUUUCAAGGCGAUAUUUGUGUAAAUAUUUUUUUAAACAGUUAUAAUACGUUUACAUUCCGAACGUAAUGUUAGAACGGUGGAAGUAAGCUUAAGUUUUAAAGACUAGAAUUAAAAGACGGCGUUACAAGAUUAUUUGAUUCUUUAUCUUUCUUUUCUUUGAAGUAUUAAAUUACACAAAUCAGCCUUCCUUAUUUAAUAAAUGGUAAUAAGCCUUUUUAUUCAUUGCAAUUUCAUUUUCUUUAAAUUGACGGUUUAUGACGUCAUAAAACUGUAUUACACAAUUUAUUGCCAGCAUUGUUUAUGAACUGAAACAAAGGGACGUUAGCAACAGCAGUGACUAACUACCGUUUCCCACCAAAAACAACACCUAACUGUGAUAUAAUAGAUGCAUUGAAUUAUUACAUCUUACUUUUAAAAUGCACGAUGUACGGCCUAAGGUUUAGGCAUCUAAUUUUGACCUACAAAGUAUUAAAUACUUUAAUAGGAAUAUAAACUAAAUUUUGGUGAAAAUGUCACUUGUCAAUGUCACACAAAUGCUGUUCAUCAUCCGAUGUCGCCGACUGUACUAUUUUGACCAGUCAAUUUUUUUUGAAAAAUACUGUAGGCAAUGUUCUUGUGCUUAUGCUGUCAGCGAUCAUACUGCCAUAGUCACUAAUAUCUAAGAUCGCUACAGUAUUUAAUAUAUUUUAAUGAGUUUAAAAUACUUAAUCGCUUUGUACUUAUGCGCAAUGAAUUCUUAAAUAGCUUUCCAAAAUUAUAAUAAAACUA